AUGUUUGGUGGCGGAAAGAGGGAUUAUUCCGAUACCUACGAGCGCUUGAUUCCGGACAUCUUUAUGCGGCUCUACCCCACAUUCACGCUCGCCGAGGAGGUCGUCUCUAGACUGAUCCAACGCUUCCUGGCAUUCGCUCCAAUCGAACCUGGGGGUCUUGGACGCGUCGGUGAAGGUGCUGACUUGGACGACCCCAACGUUGUCUGGGGCGAGGCUCUGAACGCGCUGCAGUUCCUUGUUAAAUUACUUAGCCGAUCGAAACGGAUUUCUGUUAAUUCAAAACUGGGAAUUAAAAUUCUCCGACUUGGUGAACUGCUUAAAUUGGACGCUAGGACCUUCACCAACCAAUCUGACGUCCCACACACACCUGGACUCGAUGCUGGGAGUGGUUCUAGCAGUCAGGAGGGCUCGCCAACAAAACCACCUCAUGAAAGUGCCAUUUCCAAGGAGCUGGACCACAUCUCCGACUGUCUGCUGGAGCUGGUGCCAAAAAUCUACAGUGACCAAUCGGAUUUGGCGGAGGCGGUCAUUAGGCCUCUCGCGAGUGUCACGGUGGAAAAUGGAAUGAACCCUCAAACGUGUACUUGCCUCCAAAAAUUAGAAAAAUUUAGAAGGUUUAACAUCAGAGAAUUGGCCGAACAAAUAACGAUAAUUGAGGAGAUGUUUUUCGAUUCUAUUCAGCUCAGCGAACUCAUCAAGAUAAAGGACCUGGAAAGAGGCAAUACUCCCACGCUGUCGCGUUGCGUCCAAAAUUUCAACGACCUCAAUUCCAUGGUCACGUGCCUCACCCUGAUCGCGAAGGAGCUGGGUCAACCGUUGACGCGGGACCAACACGAAGCCGGAAAGGCCGGAUCUGGCCAACGCCGUGACCCAGACGACCCCAGGUGUCACCUCUGCGGUCUGCCCCGGGAGGCCUCAGCACCCCAGGGUCUCCCAACGGCCUGUCGGUCGAGCGUCGCCGGCGAGCCAGUGGUAAUGCGAAGAAACAGCCUCAAAGUCUACCUAUGCAUGGCCUCCUCGUCGGCUUACCUCUCAAUGCGAGCUAAAAGGAACAAUUUCCUCUUGGAGAGUACUCUUUGGCGGUUAUGUGACCUUGCAGAGGAGUUGAAGAAGAUGAACAACUUCAGUUCAUUCCUCGCUGUGAUAUUGGGUUUGCAAAAUGCUCCCACACACCACGUUUCAAAGAAGCUCAAAUUGAAGCUCAACGAUUUCGGAGCUUACAUGUUGCCACCGAGUUUCAUCGCGUAUCGUCGAGACCUCGAGAACGCUCGGAUGCCCUGUCUGCCCUACCUGGGUCUGGUCUUCCAGCAGCUCAUUCACCUGGAUAGCGGCAACCCGCUCUUUCUGCCCUCGGUCGCGGACACCGAGGGCGAAGCGGUUCCAGCCAAUUGCAGUGGUCUUAUCACCGAGGAUGAAGCGGACGCCGACAAAGUCGUCAAUUUCUGGCGAUGCUGGAAGCACUACCUGAUUCUGGGCUACUUCAUGAAGCGAGCCGACACAGACAUGCUGGAGGAAGGCGAAAGGAGAUCCUACGGGUUCAAGCCAAACGCAGAGAUUCAAGGCUUCUUGAAUUCCUUCAAUUCUCCCACGAUGAAGCUGCUUCCACGACAGCAUGAUCCUGUUGGCGGAGCCAAAGUGAUGCCAUCGCGAUCGCAGCGCACAAAGUCUGUGAACCUUCCCUUAAAUUCCUGA
This is a messenger RNA of Mesocestoides corti, 1692 nucleotides long. Lineage: Eukaryota; Metazoa; Platyhelminthes; Cestoda; Cyclophyllidea; Mesocestoididae. The record is from the annotation of a GenBank genome assembly.